AUGAAGGUUCGAAUACCAAGCAACAAAAUGGGAGGCAAACCAAAGGGGUCGACGUCUGGUGCUCCUUGGAAGCUUUCCGCUCGAAUGCUCGUCACAGUCUCCUUUACAUUCUUGUCAAUAUAUUUAUUUGCAAUCUUGAUGGCUCUGAAAAGUGCUGAUGAAUCUGCUCAGCCGUGUCCCGAAGCGAAGACACCUUUUCAGCAAGAGAUUGUGGCCAAUAAUGCACAUCCAUCCAGCAAUUCCAAACCCAUAAUGAUAUCAAAACCACGGGUGUCAAAGGAAGAAGCCCCUCGUCAAGAUACGCAAUCUUAUGCAAACCAACAAAAGCAGCAAAUUGCCAAACCGCAGCCAAGACAAGACUCGUACGUACGCAAGGUGAUUGCUCCUGGUACCCGAGAGUUUGGCAAGGGUGUCCAACCCGAACAAUUGCCGUUGGCAGCAUCAAAUCAACAGAAAGAAUCCGAUAUUGGUGACAGCACUGGUGGUCCUCCUCCUCACAGAAGAUUGUCGGCCUAUCUGGAACCAAUUGACGAGGAUUUUCUGAGUCGCAACGAUUUGAAUACUGCAGCUAGUGCCCCCCUGCCAUUGAGGCCUUGGACCAGUGAGGAUUUGAUUCAACAAGAAUUCUCAGCAGUCAAAUCGUGUAGUCGAUUAGUCGAACAAUGGCCAGUGGACGACUAUCCCGAUGGAGAUCCAUUCUUACCAUGGAUUCAUGAUGUCUUUCCUUCGCAUGACGGCAAGAUGAUUCAAAUUGUGGCACAAAACAAACGACGGUGUCGGACGGGGCAUUCAAAAGACGAUGUAGAAGCCCUCAAGCAUUUUGAACCGCACAUUGCACUCUUUGAACACGUUCCUAUACAACGGAUUUCCAGCACCGACAAGGGCGAGCAACGGUAUCGAUUGGCGAAUCACGAAAAUGCAGAUCUGGAUGGGGUAGCCACACGAUUCUUGUGUCGGUUUACUUCCGACAAAUUGAAUGUGGAUGAAACUACUCUUAGUGUCUUCAAUUUUGAUUACGAAUGGGCCUCGUUGCGAAAACACCAAAAGGUGUUGUUUCAUGACCAUGGACGAGACAAUAAGCAAGUGCAUACAUCCCAACUCUUGUUUCAGUGUCCAGUCCCCGAGUCACUUCAAGAAAUUGUGCAAAAAGGAUCCUCUGUGAUCGAUGACUAUGCCACACUGUUUUUGGACAUUGUUCCCAUAAGGACGCCGCCAAGAUAUGGCCAUCCAGCAUCCUUUUUGAAACCUUACUAUUCCAAUAGCAAAGCAACUUCGGGCUUUUCGACGCCAAGGUUUGAUUUGGAAAAGCAAUGGGGAUCCAACCACAUUAUACCCAAGAUCAAGGAUUCGGGACGGUGGACUAAUAUUCCCAUUUGCAAGCCAUCUCUAAUGACCUACCAGGGGGAAGAGGAGCCUCCCAAUGUGAUAGAAGACCCCCCCGAAGACAAACUCGAUUUGGGUCAACCGACAACAGUCAUUGAAAAGAAGCAUAGGCUAGUUUCUUGCCUAUGGGCAAGUGCAGGGUAUACUACAAGAGGAGAACGAUUUGCCAUAAACGAUGGCCAACGACGAUUGUUCGAAUGGAUCACUUACAAUCGCAUGUUGGGAGUCGAGCACUUUUACCUUUAUGACAACUCGGGCGUCCACGGUCCAGAAGUCUCGCUGCAACCGGUGGCGGACAUGUUUCCACCAGAUUUGGUUACAGUCAUUAAUUGGCCGAGUACUGUCUGCAACAACAAUCCAAACAAUGUGGAUUGUCCUGGAGAGCGAUCGUCCCAAUAUGCAGCCGAGGCUAGUUGUCGAUUACGUUUUGGACCGCAUGUGGAUUGGAUCGCCCAAUUCGAUAUUGACGAAUAUUUGGUACCCAUGGGCAAUUUGACGACUGCUACUCAACUCAUUGACAGACUGGAAGAGGAAGGAAACAAGGUGAUAUCCUUUGGCUCCUGGAGAGCUUGGCCUAGAAGGCGGUUCAUUGAAACCCCCAAUGUCAUGUUUGGCAAGAACGAUUGCGGACGAGAACAACGCUGCUUCAAUUUGCGUAUCCCCAUGAACUACACCAUGCUUCAGGCCUACAACUGUGAUCGCCAAAAGCCUGGUGAAAAGGUCCAGCAAAUGCCAGCCGAGAAACAAAUCUAUCGGCCCGACUAUGUUAUGCAUCACUUUAUUCACUACAGUACUGUCACCAAGACGUCCAACCGGAACAUGGAAGAUAUUGAAAACUCGGGGCUCAAAUACAAGAAAUGGACUGCUUUUCCUGACCAGCUACAACGAUUUGGCAAUGAGGUUACCGAAGGUCUCAUGCUUCACACCAAGGCGGUGGCCACACAAGAUACUGUCCAUUGGGAAGAAACUUGCAAGGCAGGAUACGAAGGAUACGGCACCUGUCGAUUGGGGAGUCCGUAUCCGGAAGACAUGAGUGAGGUUGACGAAUCCAAGGGUGAUGACGGGUGGAAGUACAAUUGUUACGUCCACAAGAAGGUAGACCACUACUUUGUGCCCCAUUUGGAGGAGCAGUUAAAGGAACACAUUCCCGAGCUGGCUGCGAAAAUGGAUCAGAACAACAAGAAGAGUUCUUGGAACGUGUGGUCACUCUGA
Cylindrotheca closterium is the source of this 2595-nucleotide messenger RNA. Lineage: Eukaryota; Bacillariophyta; Bacillariophyceae; Bacillariales; Bacillariaceae. The record is from the annotation of a GenBank genome assembly.